This is a messenger RNA of Microplitis demolitor, 1748 nucleotides long. Its product is annotated as juvenile hormone esterase-like. The record is from RefSeq and is a predicted model, not a curated record. The transcript is spliced from 8 exons. Lineage: Eukaryota; Metazoa; Arthropoda; Insecta; Hymenoptera; Braconidae. The coding region runs from base 377 to 1672 and encodes 431 amino acids.
AUUAGCAAGAUUGUAUAACAUAAUAUUAAUAAGUUCGAUUAUAUAUACAACAAAAUCAGAUGAUAGUUAUGAUAGAAAUAGGCCUAUCAUAAGUGUGCAACAGGGCAAAUUGCAAGGAGUUAAAGAAAAAAAUAUCAAUGGAAGGACUUAUUUUUACGCUUUUCGUGGAAUCCCGUAUGCUAAACCACCUGUUCAGGAACUAAGAUUCAAGAAACCCGAACCAGCAGAAGUUUGGCCUGGUAUACGAGAUGCUAAAAAUUUUGGUAACGUCUGUGCACAAAAGAACUCUUCCACACACAAAAUAGUAGGAAGUGAUGAUUGCCUAUAUUUGAAUGUCUAUACAACUGAUUUGAAUCCCUGUGAAUCACGUGCUGUUAUGUUCUGGAUACACGGUGGUGGUUUUUCUUAUGGUUCUGGAAAUGAUGACCGGUCAGGUCCUGAUUAUCUUGUGCAGAAAAAUAUUGUUCUAGUAACGAUAAAUUACCGUCUCAAUAUAUUCGGUUUUCUUAAUUUGGACGAUAAAGAGGCAGCCGGUAAUCAGGGACUAAAAGAUCAAGUAAUGGCUUUAAAAUGGGUACAACAGAAUAUUGAUAAAUUUGGUGGUGAUCCCAAUCGUGUUACAAUUUUUGGUGAAAGUGCUGGAGCUUCUUCGGUCCAUUAUUUGACUCUGUCUCCUCUAGCUCAAGGACUCUUUAAUAAAGCCAUUCUACAAAGCGGGGUGGCGACAAACCCAUGGGCAAGACAAUCACAUUCCAUGAAAGUACCAACUGAACAAGUGGCAAAGAAUUUGGGCAAAACAAUCACUGACUCAAAAAUACUUAUUGAGUUUUUACGAAGCGUUGAUCCCCAUAGUUUAACCCAGGCAGUACAGUCAUUAAGCAAUGGUCAGAAUAGCUACGUUCAUACGAAUGAAUUCGUACCAUCAGUUGAUUUAAAAUCAGAAAAUCCCUUCUUAAAUAUUCCGAUCAUUGAAGCCGCUAAAUCUGGGAUCAAAGUACCUCAUAUUAUUGGUUACAAUGGAAAUGAAGCUAUUAUUAUUCUUGCAGGACUAAAGGACAAAGACUAUGCUGAAAUAGAAGCUAAUCAAGACACACAACUAAUAGAAGCAAAUGAAAUACAAUUUUUACAGGAGCGAAAUAUAUCAGUGGCUGAUUUUAAGGAAUUUUUCAUGGAUGAUAAUGAGAUUAGUCGAGAAAAUGCUAAACAAUUCGUAGAAUUAGUAAGCGCUGCAUCUUUCACAGCUAAUAUUUAUGAUAUAGUAGAUAUUCAAUCUUCAAUACCUGAUAUACCGACAUACUUUUAUAAAUUUGAUCACUACUCAAAAAAAACUGCAGUAGUUCAAAAGUUAUUCAACACAGAUUUAGAAGGUACGUCGCUCACUGAAGAUUUAUAUUAUAUUUUUAAUGCAAAAAUUUUGGACACCCGUGGCAUUAAACGACCGGCAUGUUAUCCAAUCGAGCGCAUCAUUCAAAGGAGAUUCUUAGAAUUAUGGACUAAUUUUGCUAAGACUGGGAAUCCAAAUUGUAAAUUAUCAGAAUUGAUCCCUAUCGAAUGGCUGCCUGUUAAUAGUUCUGAUAAUUACAAUUGUUUGGAAAUAUCUGAGAACCUUCGUCUCAUUAAACAACCAAACAUCUUGCAUCAGAUAGAAAAGUUUGCACAAAAUAAUAAUUAACUAAUGUUAUAAGAAUAUAUAUGAAAUACUUUAUCGCUUUAUAAAGACAUUAUCAAAAUAACCUGCAGUAAUUUUU